AUGGUGCUGGCAGCAGCCAUGAGCCAGGACGCGGACCCCAGCGGUCCGGAGCAGCCGGACAGAGAUGCCUGCAGCGUGUCGGGUGCCCAGGCGCCCCCGGGCCCGCGAGGGAUGCAGCCGCCGCCGCCGCCGCCGGCCGGCCUGCCGCAGAUCAUCCAAAAUGCCUCCAAGCUCCUGGACAAGAACCCGUUCUCCGUCUGUAACACGAACCCUCUGCUUCCUUCACCUGCCAGUCUCCAACUGGCUCAACUGCAAGCCCAGCUCACCCUCCACCGGCUGAAGUUGGCACAGACAGCUGUCACCAACAAUACUGCAGCCGCCACGGUCCUGAACCAAGUCCUCUCCAAAGUGGCCAUGUCCCAGCCUCUCUUCAACCAGCUGAGGCAUCCGUCUGUGAUCAGUGCCCCCCACGGCCAUACCGGGGUGCCCCAACAUGCUGCAACCAUAUCCAGCACCCGAUUCCCCUCUAAUGCAAUUGCCUUUUCACCCUCAAGCCAGACCCGAGGCCCAGGACCCUCUGUGAGUCUUCCCAGCCAGCCCCCCAAUGCCAUGGUGAUACAUCCUUUCAGCGGGGUAAUGCCUCAGACCCCUGCCCAGCCAGCAGUCAUCUUGGGCAUUGGCAAGACUGGGCCCGCUCCAACUACAGGAGGCUUCUAUGAGUACAGCAAAGCCAACUCUGGCCAGGCAUACGGCUCCGAAACAGACGGUCAGCCCAGCUUUCUGUCAACCUCAGCCUCUACCUCAGGCAGUGUGACCUAUGAAGGGCAUUACAGCCACACAGGGCAAGAUGGCCAAGCUGCCUUUUCCAAAGACUUCUAUGGACCCAACUCCCAAGGGUCGCAUGUGACAGGUGGAUUUCCAGCUGAGCAGGUGGGGGGCCUCAAAGGUGAGGUAGGGCCACUGGUGCAGGGCACAAACAGCCAGUGGGAGAGCCCCCACGGAUUCCCUGGCCCAAGCAAGCCUGAUCUUACAGCAAGUCCCAACCUGUGGCCUCCACCCCCUGGCCAGCCCUAUGAGCUGUAUGACCCCGAGGAACCCACCCAAGACAGGACGCCUCCUUCCUUUGGGGGGCGGCUUAACCACAGCAAACAGGGUUUCAGCAGUGCCCGGCGGCGGGCCAAGGAAGAGCAGGCGAUGCUGUCCAUGCGGCCCCUGCAGGCUCAUGAGCUGAAUGACUUCCAUGGCGUGGCCCCACUGCACCUGCCACACACCUGUAGCAUCUGCGACAAGAAGGUGUUUGAUUUGAAGGACUGGGAGCUUCAUGUCAAAGGGAAACUGCAUGCUCAGAAGUGCCUGGUCUUCUCUGAAAAUGCUGGCAUCCGGUGUAUACUCGGUUCGGCAGAGGGAACCCUCUGUGCCUCUCCCAACAGCACAGCUGUUUAUAACCCUGCUGGGAAUGAAGAUUAUGGCUCAAAUCUUGGAACGUCGUAUGUGGCUAUCCCAGCAAGGUCAUUUGCUCCAUCGAAUCCUGCAUUUCCUUCAACUCCCCCAGGGACAAAUUUUGCAGAACGGAAAGGUGCUGGCCGUGUCGUGCACAUCUGCAACCUCCCUGAAGGAAGCUGCACUGAGAAUGAUGUCAUUAACCUGGGGCUGCCCUUUGGAAAGGUCACUAAUUACAUCCUCAUGAAGUCGACUAAUCAGGCCUUUUUAGAGAUGGCUUACACAGAAGCUGCCCAGGCCAUGGUCCAGUAUUAUCAAGAAAAGUCUGCUGUGAUCAAUGGGGAGAAGUUGCUCAUCCGGAUGUCCAAGAGAUACAAGGAGUUACAGCUGAAGAAACCUGGGAAAACUGUGGCUGCCAUCAUCCAGGACAUCCAUUCCCAGAGGGAGAGGGACAUGUUCCGGGAAACAGACAGAUAUGGCCCAGAAAGGCCGCGGUCUCGCAGUCCAGUGAGCCGGUCACUCUCCCCAAGGUCCCACACACCGAGCUUCACCUCCUGCAGCUCCUCCCACAGUCCUCCAGGCCCCUCCCGGGCUGACUGGGGCAACGGCCGGGACUCCUGGGAGCACUCUCCCUAUGCCAGGAGGGAGGAGGAGCGAGACCCGCCCCCCUGGAGGGAGAACGGGGAGGACAAGAGGGACAGGACAGACACAUGGGCAUGCCAUGAUCGCAAGCACUACCCCCGGCCACUGGACAAAGGCGAGCUGGAGGAGCGACUGGAAGGAGGGAGGGGCCACCGAGAAAAGCACCCCAGGUCUGGGUCCCCCAACCUGCUCCACUCUGCAUCCAGCUACAAGAGCCGGGAAGAUGGCUACUACCGGAAAGAGCCCAGAGCAAAGUUGGACAAGUAUCUAAAGCAGCAGCAGGACACCCCAGGGAGAUGCAGGAGGAAGGACGAGGCCAGGCCGCGGGAGAGCAGACACCCCCACCCCGAUGAUUCAGGCAAGGAAGACGGGCUGGGGCCAAAGGUCACUAGGGCCCCUGAGGGCGUCAAAUCCAAGCAAAGUGAGAAAAAUAAAACCAAGAGACCUGAUAGAGACCAAGAAGGACCUGAUGAUAGAAAAGAAAGCAAAAUGGCAGAGAAUGAGGCUGGAAAAGAGAAGCAAGAGGGCACAGAAGAAAGCCCCCGAUCAGUGGGCAGACAGGAGAAAGAAACAGAGUCCUCUGAUCCAGAAUAUACAAAGACACAAAAGGAGCAGGACUGGGAGAGCGGCAGUGAGGCAGAGGGGGAGAGCUGGUAUCCCACCAACAUGGAGGAGCUGGUCACAGUGGACGAGGUGGGGGAAGAGGAAGAUUUUAUUAUGGAACCGGACAUCCCAGAGUUGGAAGAAAUUGUGCCCAUUGACCAGAAAGACAAAAUCUGCCCAGAAAUGUGUUCCUGUGUGACAACCUCCUUAGACCUGGACUUGACCAAGGAUUUCACCAAGCAGGGAGUCAAGACCAUAGGGAAUAGGGCUGCAGAAAUCAGCCUCAAGCCACCCAGAGAACUGCCUUCUGCUUCCACAAGCUGUCCCAGUGACAUGGACGAGGAAAUGCCUGGCCUAAAUCUGGGUGCUGAGUGGAAGCCAGCUGAAUGUGAGACAGGCCUCUCACUGGAGGAUUCAGAUUGCUACGAGAAGGAGGCAAAGGGAGCGGAGAGCUCAGAUGUUCAUCUGGCCCCUGCAGUCCAGCAAAUGUCUUCCCCCAAGCCAGUGGAGGAGAGGGCCCGGCAGCCUAGCCCAUUUCUCGAUGACUGCAAGGCUAGGGGGACCCCUGAGGAUGGGACUUGGGAAGGCAGACCCCUGGAGGAGAAAGCCAGCCCCCCCAACGAAGCCGACCUCCAAAGCCAGGCUUGCCAAGGAGUGUUGACCCAGGAAAACUCCAGGUACAUGGAAAUGAAAUCUCUGGAUGUGAGCUCACCAGAAUGCCCUGAAGUGGAGCUGAAACAGCCCCUUUCUUUGCCUUCCUGGGAAUCAGAGGAUGUGUUCAGUGAACUUAGCAUUCCUCUAGGCGUGGAGUUCGUGGUUCCCAGGACUGGGUUUUAUUGCAAGCUGUGUGGGCUGUUCUAUACCAGCGAGGAGAUGGCGAAGAUAAGCCACUGUCGCAGUGCUGUCCACUACAGGAACUUACAGAAGUACUUAUCCCAGUUGGCUGAAGAGGGCCUGAAGGAGACCGAGGGGACAGGCAGCCCGAGGCCCGAGGACAGCGGAAUUGUGCCACACUUGGAAAGGAAAAGGCUGUGACGCUUCUGCUGCUGCUGGAAGGUGGGAGAGGCGCCGGGACACGACUAGAGCCCAAGAGGAAGGAAAGCCAGGCAGAGCACGUCACUUGGGUUUGUUCCCAGAGACUCAUUAAAAUGCCCGCAGGUGUCUCCAGGAGCCAAGUCACCCUGGCG
Molecule: messenger RNA, 3812 nt
Organism: Galeopterus variegatus (Sunda flying lemur)
Lineage: Eukaryota; Metazoa; Chordata; Mammalia; Dermoptera; Cynocephalidae
Gene: RBM20
Product: RNA binding motif protein 20
Exons: 15
Coding region: 1-3660 (1219 amino acids)
Biological process (GO): regulation of RNA splicing
Cellular component (GO): nucleus
Molecular function (GO): zinc ion binding; mRNA binding
Source: RefSeq, a predicted model, not a curated record